Messenger RNA from Rhodamnia argentea, 748 nucleotides. RefSeq names its product glutaredoxin-C4. Gene Ontology annotation, molecular function: glutathione disulfide oxidoreductase activity. The record is from RefSeq and is a predicted model, not a curated record. Bases 83 to 490 code for a protein of 135 amino acids. Lineage: Eukaryota; Viridiplantae; Streptophyta; Magnoliopsida; Myrtales; Myrtaceae. Gene Ontology annotation, biological process: cellular response to oxidative stress. The transcript has 5 exons. Gene Ontology annotation, cellular component: cytoplasm.
CCAGAACUUCAUUUAGCAGAAAUCACAAGGUCAACGAUUACUUCUCAGCAAACUCGUGAGGAAAAGCUUGCGUCGGACGGCCAUGGCGGCAGCGGUGAGGAGGUGCAUCCUGUACACGGCAUUGUCGCUGCUGGUCUUGGGAUCUUCUUUGGGAUCUUCGGCCGGAAGCCCCGAAGCAUCUUUCGUGAAGAAGACCAUCUCUUCGCACAAGAUCGUCAUCUUCUCCAAGUCCUAUUGCCCAUACUGCAGGAAGGCAAAGGCUGUAUUCAAGGAAUUAAACCAGAUACCUCAUGUUGUUGAGCUUGAUGAGAGAGAUGAUGGAUCGGAAAUUCAGGAUGCCUUAAGUCAAAGAAUAGGGAGGCGUACUGUACCCCAGGUGUUUAUAAAUGGCAAGCACAUUGGAGGUUCCGAUGAUACAGUCGAAGCGUAUGAAAGUGGGGAAUUAAGUAAGCUCCUAGGAAUUGAUGGAAAACAGGAGGAGGAACUGUGAGGAAGUGUGUUGUGGAUAACUGAGCAUCAGUUCCAGUACUGGGCUUGGUUUGCCAUGAAGGAAAAUUCUGCCCAAUAUAUGGAUAAGUAGACCUGGCUCGAAAUACAUGGACUCUUUGAGUGUUCUAUGUUUCAAUUGUAGCAAGUGCUAAAUUAUGUGAGCAUCUUCUAUGGAGCAUUUUGGAUUUUUUUUCCUUUUCUGGGAAGGGAGUUACCCUUGUGCAAUUUCAUCCAUCUAAGGUGUUUCUUGUUUCAAUCA